Messenger RNA from Iphiclides podalirius (scarce swallowtail), 342 nucleotides. Lineage: Eukaryota; Metazoa; Arthropoda; Insecta; Lepidoptera; Papilionidae. The record is from the annotation of a GenBank genome assembly.
AUGAGCGGCCGUAAGCGACGGCGAUCGAUGGCACGCCGCAUGCCGACCGAUCUGUGGACGUCGCCGUCGGUUGUUAGCGGUUACAAAAAAAGCUCUCAGCUCGCAAUCAGCGCUGGCAGCGAAUGUGCCCGAACGAGAGACGGCGUGCCGGCCGCGGGGCCAAUUACAAGCCCAAUCGGACAGCGCGCUAUGGUUAAUUGGAGAGAUUCCCGACGCCUGGCUCCCGGCGUGUUCGCGUCAACCCUCCCGUGCAUCAAUUACCGGUCGCCCGAUGAACGUGCACACCGCACAAAAGUCACCACUCGAUUCCAACACGCUCCGUUGUGCGCAAUAACAAACGGA